Messenger RNA from Rotaria sordida, 1230 nucleotides. NCBI's taxonomy places the organism in Eukaryota, Metazoa, Rotifera, Eurotatoria, Philodinida, Philodinidae. The record is from the annotation of a GenBank genome assembly.
AUGAACACCAUUAUCAUUGCCCUCCUUGGGUUGUGCUUAGUAUUUGUGGCUCAUGGGAUUCCGGUCUCUCCAUCAUUGGAAGAUUCGGUACAAGCUAUCGCCUCCGAUGGAACCAGUUCUGAGAAACUUGCUGGACAUCCAUACAUUCUGGUUGUUACAACGCAUGGAAAUGCUGACACGGGAAGUUUCUUGAUAUCAGCCACUGGUCCAGCCAGUGUUGAUCUUAUGUCGAUCACACCAACAACAAGUCAACCAAUGAUAAUACCAUCUAUUGUACCUACAACUUCAUCGUCCUAUUCAAGUUCACUUUCGUCAAGUAGUGGAGUAUUUCAACGAGUCUCUGGUGAUCCAGAAUAUUACUAUUACUAUCAAGCUAUUCAAGUCACUGUAUCUACCUCUGCAACAACUGAGCCUUCUCAUUUAUCAUCCUAUUCAAGUGAACUAACAUCAAACAGUGCAAUAUUUUAUCGAGUCGAUGGUGACUCCGAGUCUACUUAUCAUUAUCAAGCUAUUCAAGUCACUGUAUCAAUAUCUGGUACUUACACGUUCGCGAGCGACAGUGAUCUCGAUACUGUGGGCUAUUUUUACGACACCUCCUUCGAUCCAUCAGUUCCUACUGAAAAUUUGGUGACUGAUAAUGAUGAUGGCGGCGACAUGCGUUAUCAGUUUCGUAUCGAAGCUUUCCUCGAAGCUGGACACACAUACAUUCUGGUUGUGACAACGCAUACGGGCUCCGAAACUGGAAGUUUCUCUGUAGAAGCCAAUGGUCCUGACUCCGUUAAUCUUGUGUCGAUCACUCCAUCAACGAGUCGACCCAUAACGGCAGUACCUACUGAGCCUUUUGUGUCAUCAUCCUUGCCGAGUGAAUUGUCAUCCAACAGCUUGACGUUUCAUCGACCCGAUCGUGACGCAGAGCAUAACUAUUACUAUCAGGCUAUUGAAGUCAUUGUAGCCACGUCUGGUGCAUACACAUUUACAAGUGACAGUGAAAUCGACACUAUGGGCUUUUUUUACGAUACUGCUUUUGAUCCAUCCAAUCCAACUGCAAAUUUAAUCACUGAGAAUGAUGACGGCGGCGACAUCAGUUUACAGUUCCAUAUCGAAGCUUUCCUGCAAGCAGAACACAAAUACAUUCUGGUUGUUACAACACAUGGUGAAUCUGAAAUAGGAAGUUUCUCGAUCUUAGCUGGUGGUCCAGCUUCCGUUGGUCUUAGAUCGAGCACACCAUAA